UUAUCAAACUUAAACUUCGUUGGCUUUAUUUGAUUCCAAAAUAUCUGAAAAAACAAAUGAGCGCUUAGAGAUUAUUGUGGCAUCAAUGGCAGCAAGAACUAAUAGUAUCGCCACGCUAGGCCUUCCGGGGGACGUGUUGAUGGCGGGGAAGAAUGAGACGGCUACCAAAUUAGGGUUUUAUCCUUCCAGGCGUGUAGCAAUGAUCACGAGAAAAAAUGGAAACUUUUCAGUGAGGGCCAGUGCCGGCAGAACUCCUAGAAGUGUGGAGACAAUCAAUGGGAAGAUCAACGGUGUUCAUGUGGGAGAGGCUACAUUAUUUGGAAACAAGAAUAGUAUAGAGUUGAUUAAUGAUGAUGGCGAUUCACUUCCGCAUUCCUCUUUGCAUGGAAAGUUUGUGGAGGACAGGUUUGUUUAUAGGCAGACCUUUGUUAUUAGGUCUUAUGAGAUUGGACCUGACAAAACUGCCACCAUGGAAACCCUAAUGAACCUCCUCCAGGAGACAGCUCUAAAUCAUGUGACAAGUUCCGGCCUUGCCGGAAAUGGAUUUGGGGCUACCCGUGAGAUGAGCAUCCGGAAGCUCAUCUGGGUUGUCACACGGAUCCACAUUCAAGUACAGAGAUACAACUCAUGGGGAGAUGUGGUCGAAAUCGAUACUUGGGUGGAUGCAGCGGGCAAAAACGGAAUGCGAAGAGAUUGGAUUAUCCGAGACUACCAGACUCAAGAAAUUAUUACCAGAGCUACAAGCACUUGGGUGAUCAUGAACAGAGAGACAAGAAGGCUGUCCAAGAUACCUGACCAAGUGAGGCAAGAGGUGUUACCAUUCUACCUAAACAGAUUUGCAAUUGCUAAAGAGAAAAAUGACAGCGAGAAAAUCGACAAGCUCACCGAUGAUACUGCAGAGAGGAUCACAUCAGGUUUAGCACCAAGAUGGAGUGACAUGGAUGCCAACCAACAUGUUAAUAAUGUGAAAUACAUUGGAUGGAUUUUGGAGAGUGUGCCCAUCAAUGUAUUGGGAGAUUAUGAUCUCACAAGCAUGACACUGGAGUAUAGACGUGAAUGUAGACAAUCAAAUUUGCUAGAGUCUCUAACAAGUACAACAUCAAGUUUGGCUGAUGACUCCAACUGCAAGAACAACUCCAUCAAUCGGAGACCAGACCUAGAAUACACACACCUUCUCCGGAUGCAGGCAGAUAAGGCAGAGAUAGUACGAGCACGAACGGAAUGGAAUACGAAACAAAAGGAUAAACUGCAUUGACCUCAAAAUUUGCAGCAGUUUCAGUUUGUUAGCCUCACAUCAAUUUGUUUUCAAGCCUUUUUGGUUUCCCAUCUGGGUUCCUUGAUUUUUAUCAAUUUUUUGCUUUGGCGUGCUGUAUUAUUCACCAGGCUGUAACCAUAUUUUACAAGUGCACUACACCCGUGACAGUGCAGUGCUUAGAAGGUUUUAUGGAACAAGAAAAUACAAAACUACAUAGUCCAUAUAGUUAUUAGGGUAACAUGUUUGUUUUUAUGUUUAUGAGAAGCCUUGACUUGAAGUGAGAUCAAUGGAUAAGGCCCUAAUUUUAAAUCUGA
This is a messenger RNA of Pyrus x bretschneideri (Chinese white pear), 1569 nucleotides long. Its product is annotated as palmitoyl-acyl carrier protein thioesterase, chloroplastic-like. The transcript has 6 exons. The coding region runs from base 86 to 1255 and encodes 389 amino acids. The record is from RefSeq and is a predicted model, not a curated record. Gene Ontology annotation, biological process: fatty acid biosynthetic process. NCBI's taxonomy places the organism in Eukaryota, Viridiplantae, Streptophyta, Magnoliopsida, Rosales, Rosaceae. Gene Ontology annotation, molecular function: fatty acyl-[ACP] hydrolase activity; acyl carrier activity.